Messenger RNA from Ilyonectria robusta, 905 nucleotides. RefSeq lists its product as uncharacterized. The transcript has a single exon. Lineage: Eukaryota; Fungi; Ascomycota; Sordariomycetes; Hypocreales; Nectriaceae. The coding region runs from base 264 to 812 and encodes 182 amino acids. The record is from RefSeq and is a predicted model, not a curated record.
CGUCGAAUGCUCCCACGAGUAUCCACGAGCAUCCACGAGUAUCUCCGCUUCGGAGCCUCUGACGGUCGAAACUAGCCCGUCUUCAUUUGUCCGCCUGCGGUUCCGGUGCGUCAUCCCUGACGAUGGCCCCGGCCGGCCAGGGAACCGACGUGACUCGGGAUUUGUCGGUCCGGGAUUUGUAAGUCCAGGAUGUUGUCGGUCCAACAGAUCGGCGGAUCCGGCGUAGCAUCGCAUCAGUGGUUGCCUCCAGGAAGAACCCUGGCAUGGCCUCGAUAAAUGUCGCAGAAACUCAAACUCACCUCACUCGUCGGCGAGUCAAGAGCAACGAUACGAUGCGAAGUGAGUCCGCAAGUUGGCGAGUGGGACGCCGAUCUCGUCCGCUGCAACGGCGUCCAUCCCAAGUGCCGUUGGCUCACGCACCAUCCACAUCGGCUAACACGGCAAAGCGGCAGCUUGACGGGAGGCGGGAUUGGCGUCGUCUAGCUGUAAGUGGACAGAGUUCGCGGCAUGUCUUCUGGAACAAGUCUGGAACGAGGCGAUCGCGACACUCGCAUUUGCCGUCCAUUUCGUCGCCUUUUUUUUUUGGUUUCUCCCGCAAUUCUCCCUCUCAGAAAAAAAAAGACACCCGUCCUACACAUCCCUGCCGAGAAAAACCGGGUGGCAACUGUGCGGGCGUCGACUGUAUGCCGGACCGGGAGCCACUCUGUCGGCGAAUUCCUCGGUGCUAUCGUCACGCGAAGCGUCAAAACACCCAACCGCCCCGUUUGGGGCCCCAUUCAAUGCUCGUCCGGGGCUCCAUUCGGGGCCCCUGAUGUUCAGAGCCCGUAAAGCAGGCCCGGGAAACUUUAACGGCGAGAAAUGCGGGAGUAUAAAGCCUGGGGUGACGUCUUUCCCCAGGAAAACUC